UUUUCAGCUUCAUCGUUAAGAGAAAGUGAGAGAAAGCAGCGGGAGAACAGUGCCUCACACUAAGCUGCUUCACAAACACUGAAGAAUGAUUUUCCAUCAGCGGUGAUUCCAGGUGUUCAGAUUUUACAUGAAUUAUUGAAGGUGGUAACUAUGAUGACUAAGAAGAGGCUCAGUGAAAGACUGAACCGGUUGAGUCCAGAGGACUUUGCUGAGUUCAAGUCACACAUUGCAGCAGAGAAAGAUCUCCAACUGAUGUCACAGAGCCGACUGAAAACGGCAAACACACAGGAUGUAGUGGAGCUGAUGGAGGAGACGUACAGGGGAGAGAGUGUGGAGGAGACCAGAAAGGCUUUGAAGAUGAACAGGACUGAUCUGGUGCAGAGAUUAUCAGACAAACAGUUUCCUCCACUGAGCCAGAGAGUAGAAAUGAUGGAGUCUCUUAUUGAGCUGCUUUUGGAGACACUGGCUGAUCUGAGUGACAGCGAGGUCAAAGACUUCAUCAAGAUCCUGAGAAGAAAACGUGGCUCACUGAUCCCAACGAGUCUGUCUGAGAUGUCAGACCUGCAGGACGUGGUGUUUGUGAUGGUGAGGCCUUUUGGCGAACAGUCAGUGAAGAAGAUCGUGGAGGUCUUAAAGGAGAUGAAGAGGACUGAUCUGGCUCAGAGGCUGACAGACAGCAGCUCAGAAGCUCAAAACAAACAUCUGGAUGAACAUCUGUCUGCACUGAUCCAUAAAGUUGCAACAAUGGCAGCUGUUACAGAUCUGCUUCUAGAAACACUGGAGGAUUUGAGUGAUCAGGAUCUCAAGGAGUUCAAGUUGUUCCUGCAGUUCAAUCGGUUUCAGAAGAGUCUUCCACAAAUCGAACUGAGUGAUGACAGAAGAAGAAUAGUGAAUGAUAUGGUUGAUAAACUUGGUCAUCAGUCUGUGGAGGUGAUCAGGGAGGUUUUAACAGACAUGCAGAGAACUGAUCUGGUGCAGAGGCUGUCAGAGAGCAGCUCAGGACUCAAAGCUGCAGGAUCAUCAGCUGAAGGAUUUGAUGUGGAGGAAACAGAGAAAGAGAAACACUCUGAGGAUGAACGUUGGCCUGCACUGAUCCACAAAGUAGAAACGAUGGAGUCUGUUAUUGAGCUGCUGCUGGAAACUCUGGAUGGUCUCAAUGAGCAGGAGCUCAGUGAGCUCAACUGGACCCUGCAACAAAUUCAUCUUCACAAAAAUUACUCAGUCUUCUCAUUGAUGCCGUACAAGUGGACAAACCUGCAGGACACAGUGUUUCUGAUGGUGCAGACUUACGGCCAACAGUCAGUGGAGAUGACCAUGAAGGUCUUAAAGGAGAUGAAGAGGACUGAUCUGGCUCAGAGGCUGUCAGACUGUAGCUCACUGCCUCGAAAGAAACACUCUGUGGAUGAACGACGCUCUGCACUGAUCCACAAAAUGGCAACAAUGGCAGCUGUUAAACAUCUGCUUUUACAAACUUUGAAUUAUUUGAACAAUGAGGAGCUUAAGAAAUUUAAGAGGCUCUUACAGAUAUUUUUUCCUUUGGGGACUCUGUCAUAUAUCUCAUGGAGGUUGAGUCCAUCAUCAACCAGAGCAGCUGUAGUGAAUCUGAUGAUGGAUGAACUUGGUCAGCAGUCUGUGGAGGUGACCAGAGACUUCUUCAUGCGCAUGAACAGAACUGAUCUGGUGCAGAAGUUAUCAGAGAGCAGCUCAGCAUCCAGAGAGAAACACUCUGUGGAUGAACAUGGAGCUGCACUGUUGAAGAGAGAAGAAGCACUGACAGCUGUUAGAAACAUUCUUGUGGAAAUCCUGAGACAUUUGAAUCAAAAGGAUCUCGAGGAAUUCAAUUUGUUGCUGCAGUUCACGCGCUUCAAAAUGGGCCUGCCACAAAUAAAGACGUAUACAAACAUGAGAGAUGAACUAGUGAAUCAGAUGGUGGAUGAACUUGGUCAUCAGUCUGUGGAGGUGAUCAGGGAGGUUUUAACAGACAUGCAGAGAACUGAUCUGGUGCAGAGGCUGUCAGAGAGCAGCUCAGGACUCAAAGACAAACAGUUUCCUCCACUGAGCCAGAGAGUGAGUAACGUCACAUCAGUCGACUUCACACAGUUCAGCUUUGAUUCAGUAGAAACGAUGGAGUCUCUUAUUGAGCUGCUUUUGGAGACACUGGCUGAUCUGAGUGACAGCGAGCUCGAGAACUUCAUGGAGAUCCUGGAAAGAGAAGGUGGCUCACUGAGCCCCACGAGUCUGUCAGACGUGCAGGACGUGCAGGACGUGGUGUUUUUGAUGGUGAGGACUUUUGGCCAACAGUCAGUGAAGAAGAUCGUGGAGGUUUUAAAGGAGAUGGAGAGGACUGAUCUGGCUCAGAGGCUGACAGACAGCAGCUCAGAAGCUCAAAACAAACAUCUGGAUGAACAUCUGUCUGCACUGAUCCAUAAAGUUGCAACAAUGGCAGCUGUUACAGAUCUGCUUCUAGAAACACUGGAGGAUUUGAGUGAUCAGGAUCUCAAGGAGUUCAUGUUGUUCCUGCAGUUCACUCGUUUUCAGAAGAGUCUUCCACAAAUCGAACUGAGUGAUGACAGAAGAGAAAUAGUGAAUUAUAUGAUUCAUAAACUUGGUCAUCAGUCUGUGGAGGUGAUCAGGGAGGUUUUAUCAGACAUGCAGAGAACUGAUCUGGUGCAGAGGCUGUCAGAGAGCAGCUCAGGACUCAAAGCUGCAGGAUCAUCAGCUGAAGGAUUUGAUGUGGAGGAAACAGAGAAAGAGAAACACUCUGAGGAUGAACGUUGGCCUGCACUGAUCCACAAAGUAGAAACGAUGGAGUCUGUUAUUGAGCUGCUGCUGGAAACUCUGGAUGCUCUGAAUAAGCUGGAGCUCAGAAAGUUCAUCUGGAAACUGCCACAGUGUUUCUGA
Oreochromis aureus is the source of this 2901-nucleotide messenger RNA. RefSeq lists its product as uncharacterized. Gene Ontology annotation, cellular component: cytoplasm. Gene Ontology annotation, biological process: regulation of apoptotic process. NCBI's taxonomy places the organism in Eukaryota, Metazoa, Chordata, Actinopteri, Cichliformes, Cichlidae. The coding region runs from base 151 to 2901 and encodes 916 amino acids. The record is from RefSeq and is a predicted model, not a curated record. Gene Ontology annotation, molecular function: protein binding. The transcript has 21 exons.